CAUUUACCCAGAUAACAGAUUCACAAAAUUUCCUCUAAAUAAAGAGUAAAAUUCAAAUUUUUUUAGAAGUAGAAAGGAACAAUAAUAAUAAUAAUUAUUAUUAAAAAAAAAAGUAGUUUCUGAAAACUCUGGUUUGAGUUGGGUUGAAGGAAGGUUGUUCUGAUGAAGUUUGUGGAAGUUAGGGUUAGAAUCGGAGGCAAGCCACAACUCUGUGCAACUUCAAAAAAAUUCACUUGUUCCUCAAUUUCCAAACAAUGAGUGCUGUCGGCAUUACAAACGUCACCGUUCUUGACAAUCCUUCCUCCUUUCUGAAUCCUUUACAGUUUGAGAUCUCUUACGAGUGUUUGACUCCUCUUAAAGACGAUUUGGAAUGGAAGCUUAUAUACGUAGGAUCAGCUGAGGAUGAGACUUAUGACCAAUUGUUGGAGAGCGUUCUUGUUGGGCCUGUGAAUGUUGGAAAUUAUCGUUUUGUAUUACAGGCAGACCCUCCAGACCCAUCCAAGAUUCGGGAAGAAGACAUAAUUGGUGUGACGGUACUUCUGCUCACCGGCUCCUAUCUUGGCCAGGAAUUUGUUCGAGUUGGAUACUAUGUGAACAAUGAUUAUGCUGAUGAACAGUUGAGAGAAGAACCUCCCGCAAAAGUCUUAAUUGAUAAGAUACAGAGGAAUAUUUUAUGCGACAAACCUAGGGUCACAAAGUUUCCCAUCAACUUCCAUCCAGAGAACAGUGAGAGUGGAGAGCAACCCCUACCAACUGAUCAUGCGGCUGGUGCUGAUGGAAUUGGAGAAACAGCAUUUUCACCUGCACAUCAUUUAGAGGAUCAGGGGUCUAAGAGUUUGGAUGAUUAGAAUAGAAUAAUUUAGUUCUUCUGACCUUCAAUUUCUCUCCAAGGUACAUAUAUCAUGCCUUUCUAUUUCUCCACCCCUUAAUCAAAAGUUUCAGAGGAAGAACAUUGGCAAUAAUUUAGCACGUUUUAGGGUCCGAGGUUGUUUACUCACACUUGAAAUUGAUUGAAUUCAUCAUGAUUUGGUAACUUUGUUAUUUGAGCCCUUGUUAGAAUUCCUUAUUUAGUUAUUUUAUCAACAGAACUACCAAAAUAUAUAGUCAUGGGGCAUGCUCAUGCUGAUUUUUUUUUACCUUUUUGUGUAUUUAUUACAUAGCCUUGUGGACUGACUAGUCUUGGUUUAGUGGCUUUCUCAUAUAUUUUGUGUUCUUAGCAGUUAACUUCUUCCGAAUCGAAACAUAAUUGAACCUAUUUUUCUCUA
Messenger RNA from Humulus lupulus (European hop), 1265 nucleotides. RefSeq names its product histone chaperone ASF1B-like. The record is from RefSeq and is a predicted model, not a curated record. Gene Ontology annotation, molecular function: histone binding. The coding region runs from base 255 to 848 and encodes 197 amino acids. The transcript has 3 exons. Gene Ontology annotation, biological process: DNA replication-dependent chromatin assembly. Gene Ontology annotation, cellular component: nucleus. NCBI's taxonomy places the organism in Eukaryota, Viridiplantae, Streptophyta, Magnoliopsida, Rosales, Cannabaceae.